AUGGGCAACCGCGGCGGCUGGCCAAACGGCCGCCACCGACCAUUGGCGAUCAGGAGACAAGCCGGGCGGCCCUCAACUGGUCCCCGUGCCCUCGACCUUGUCUCCGUCGCCAACGCUCAUGAAAGAACUACCCAGCAGCCGAUCUCCCUUGCCGCCCGGGGUCUGGACCCGCCGGGUCGGUUCGACUCCUCCUCCUAG
This is a messenger RNA of Puccinia triticina, 198 nucleotides long. RefSeq lists its product as uncharacterized. NCBI's taxonomy places the organism in Eukaryota, Fungi, Basidiomycota, Pucciniomycetes, Pucciniales, Pucciniaceae. The record is from RefSeq and is a predicted model, not a curated record. The coding region runs from base 1 to 198 and encodes 65 amino acids. The transcript is spliced from 2 exons.